This is a messenger RNA of Cucurbita pepo subsp. pepo (vegetable marrow), 501 nucleotides long. The record is from RefSeq and is a predicted model, not a curated record. Lineage: Eukaryota; Viridiplantae; Streptophyta; Magnoliopsida; Cucurbitales; Cucurbitaceae.
CCACUUUCAAGUUUCAUGAUCAUCGACCUCUAACUUACCGAAUUGAGCCCUAACCGCAACUGCAAGCUUGCCGUUUAGAUUCUGAUAUUAGGAAUAAUCUCUUCUCCUUUUAGAAUUGAAAUUCUCCCAACUCCAAAAUGAUCUGAGUUCCCUGCGAUCCAUCCCCGUGUUUUGUCCAUGGCGAUCCAAUUUAAGUUCAGGAGCUCGGUGAUCUUCGACUCGGUGGAUAUCGAUGGCCGACCCUCCAUAUCAAUUGGCGAUCUUAAAUCCAAAAUUAUUCGGAUGAAGAACCUCGAUACCUGCCAAAACUUUGAUCUCGUUUUCUCCGAUGCCCGUACCGGCCAAGAUUUGGUUGACGAGAAAUUUGAAAUUCCUAGUGGUUCAUGCGUGAUCAUAAAGAGAGUUCCUGCGGGAUCAGUUCCUUCCAAUGUUGUACAUCACGACUUGUUUGGGAAAUUUCAAGUCAAAGACACUGACAUGGUUAAUUCAUCUCAUCCAGUG